Messenger RNA from Desarmillaria tabescens, 2959 nucleotides. RefSeq lists its product as uncharacterized. The transcript has 7 exons. The record is from RefSeq and is a predicted model, not a curated record. NCBI's taxonomy places the organism in Eukaryota, Fungi, Basidiomycota, Agaricomycetes, Agaricales, Physalacriaceae. Gene Ontology annotation, molecular function: protein binding. The coding region runs from base 390 to 2882 and encodes 830 amino acids.
UUGUCGACCACAUUCGUUCUCUCUCCCUCACCCAACCCUCUUCUGCAUGCUGACGCGCCUUGGAAAAAUACAGGAGAGAUGAUUUGGAAGGUAGACAGGAUUCGGUGCCGUGCGUGCUUAGUGUAGGCUGAGAAGGGCAUUGCAGUUGUUGCCCAUCUUUAUCGAUAAUGUCGCCAAGAAGCAAGGGUUCCUCCCGGAUGCGUCGCCUCACCUUCCAGAGGUUCCAAGGAGGAACAUUUUUCAUGCGGAAUUGAUGGAUACCAUAGGGCGACACCGUGAUGUACAUGGCCGGAUGCACAAUUACUCGUUCUGGGGGAUCCGUAGGGUGGCCGUGCUAAAGGGCGGAACGUCUAAGACUCUUUGCGACUUGAGACUCAAACGGCAACACCAUGGUAGAAAUCGCAUCCAUUACUGCCCUUAUCCAAAAGUCUCGCACAGUCAUCAAGUAUCUCAAGGAUGUACAAGACGCGCCUAAAGAACGCAACGAGCUCAUGAGGGAGCUACGGCAUAUGGAGAUCCACCUGUCUACCGUGAAAAUAAUCACGUCGCUAUCGACCGCAGGCGACCCGUGGCUGAUGAUAUUACAGCAAUUGAACGACCCUUUCAAAGAGCUUAGUGGAUUACUUGCUGGAAUCGAGAAGGAUCUGAAGGUUACCUCGCUGUGGUGGAAAAGGGUGGCGCCGAGGCUCCAGUGGUCAUUUGCUGAAGAGAGAGCGCAAGAGGAUUUGAGGAAGGUUGAGGAUAUCGGGUCGUUGGUCAUGGAUGUCGUUGGCCAGCACGAGGCCCUCGCAUUCUCUCUCAAUGUUCAGCAAAAGCUAUGCGACCUUGAGGGCAAAGUAGACGCUAUUCGAGAUGUUGCUAUGAGUAGACAGAGGGACAAAAAAGCCGAGGUAGCCGCUUGGCUCAGUCCUCUGGACUACAGUUCCAUUCAACGCGGCAAGCUGAAACAACAUGUUGCGGGUACCGGACAAUGGUUCCUCGAGGCACUCCAGUUUACGAGUUGGCUUGAUGGUACCGCAAAGUCCUCCACUUUGUGGUGUCCUGGCGAUCCCGGCACCGGAAAGACAGUCCUCGCCUCCGUUGUUGUCGCUCAUUUGUGCGAACGGACCGAGUUUUCCAAAGAAUACAUCCCCGUCCUUCGUGUCUUCAGGGACUACCAAACCUCGGACGCCAAGACCGUGCCCGAUAUAAUUCGUUCCCUGCUAAAGCAGUUGAUAUACACACAGAACGAGCUCUCUUCCACUCUUGAAUCCAUGCACACCAGGAGCCUCAAAGGUGCAAUGGAUCCUUCCCUCGGUGAACUCAUGGAGGUUCUUUCUCUCCAUCUGGAAGGCUAUCCUUACGUGUAUAUCAUCUUUGACGCCUUCGAUGAAUUCGUUGACAAUCAGAAAGAGUUAGUUUCCGCUUUGAAGUCAUUCGGGAACAGAGUCCGUCUCCUCGUCACUUCGAGAAACAAACCAGCCAUCCAACGGCUGUUUCAGGAAGAUGAAGAGUUGCCUAUUCGAGCAGACGACGGCGACAUCCGGAAAUUGGUGAUGAGUAGGCUUCGUGAUAAUGACCGUCUCCGUAUUUUCGUUAGGGACUGCGACGCCCUGCGCCAGAACAUACUCGCUAUGGUCGUGGAGAAGGCCCAGGGCAUGUUUCUCCUAGCAGACGCGCAUCUGAGUUUAUUCGCCCAUAGCGAGGAUCGUGGCGACCUCAUUGAGAAGCUCCAGAAGCUUCCAGAAGCCAUCGCAAGCACGUAUGCGCAUUUGUUGGAAAGGGCCGAACAUCAGACCGAGACCGAGAAGACCCUCGCCUAUAAAAUAUUCGGCUUGGUCGCCUUUUCCCAGCGGCCCCUAACGAUCCCGGAACUACAGUAUGCAUUGGCCGUGCAAGUAGGAACGAAGAAGCUUAACCGCCAUAAAAUCCUCGAUUUCGACCUUAUCUCAAGUGCUUGUGUCGGGCUUGUCGUCGUUGAUGGCGAAGAGUAUGUCAGGUUCGCACACCCUACCUUCCGCGAGUACAUUCUCUCUCAGCAAGCCGGAAAAUUUGCAGGCAUCCACGAACAUAUCACACGCCUGUGUCUAACCUACAUGUCAUUCGACGUAUUUCGCUCUCCAAACGUCCUCCUCUCUGAUAUCUCCGCAAAGUAUCCCUUCCUCAAGUACGCGUCAAAUCACUGGGCGGUUCAUGCUAGGAAAUGCGCUCGGGGAUCCGUGGAAGAAGAGAUCCUCACCUUCCUAGAGACUCGUACACAAAUCGCUCUGUCAUUCGAACAACCACCAGACUCGGAACCUGAAAUACCACGCACUCUUGCUUGGUUUGCUGCUCAUCAUGGCUUGGUCCAUGUCAUGCAGAUCCUAUUGGAUCGAGGGGUUGAUCCGCAGCACGAAAACACCUUGUGUGUCGCCGCACACGCAGGGCAGAUCAGCGUAGUGAAACUAUUACUGUCGCGAGAUGACGUGGACAUGAACCAGGCGAACAAAGUCACAUGUCUUCGCCACUAUCAAAAUGGUAUUGAAGUCAAGGAUGCUCAUCCCACGUUUUGCACACCCCUUGUUGCGGCGGCUUCGAAUGGACACGAACGAACUGUCAAGAUGCUUCUCAAGUCCCGACGCAUGGCGUCAUUGAACUUCUUGCCUCCCGAUGGACCCACGGCGCUAUCAGCAGCCGUUCUUGGUAACCACGUCGGAGUGGUUAAGCUCUUGCUUCGUCAGCCUGGCAUCGACACCUCUAUCCGGAUCCUAGAUGAGACUCCGCUUAUGCUUGCCAAAAGGAUGGGCCGAGACGAUGUUGUGAAGAUGUUUCUCGAGCGGGGAGAUGGCGAUGAAUGGUCUGUAGUGUAUCUCGGAUCCAGGUUUGCCGAUUAUCUCUUUUCUCCGAUCUUCACUAAUCUAUAGCGUCAAGGAUAUCGAACAUGAGUCGUUCAAAUCUCCACAUUGCAGAGUAUCGUUCCUGAAAUUCAAGAGCAGAUUCG